Saccostrea cuccullata (small rock oyster) is the source of this 963-nucleotide messenger RNA. RefSeq names its product protein mono-ADP-ribosyltransferase PARP14-like. Gene Ontology annotation, cellular component: nucleus; cytoplasm. NCBI's taxonomy places the organism in Eukaryota, Metazoa, Mollusca, Bivalvia, Ostreida, Ostreidae. The record is from RefSeq and is a predicted model, not a curated record. The transcript is spliced from 6 exons. Gene Ontology annotation, biological process: protein poly-ADP-ribosylation; negative regulation of gene expression. Gene Ontology annotation, molecular function: transcription corepressor activity; NAD+ poly-ADP-ribosyltransferase activity; NAD+-protein mono-ADP-ribosyltransferase activity. The coding region runs from base 1 to 963 and encodes 320 amino acids.
AUGACUUUGGGUCUGCAGAAAUUUAUGAAGACCUGUUUGACAGAAGUGCAGAAUAAGAAGCUCUCCAGCAUUGCUUUCCCGGCCCUUGGAACUGGGAACCUUGGUUAUCCAAAAGAUAUAGUAGCAGAGGAAAUGUGCAAUGCUAUUGUCAACUUUUCUAACGACUAUCCACAUACAUGUUUGAGAGAUGUGGAAUUUGUUAUUUAUGAGAAAGACAACGAGUGCAUUCAGACCUUUGAAAAAGAAAUAAGUAAAAGGGCAAGGGAACCUAUACACGUAAAGCAAAAGGCCCAAAGAAAACGACACGGAGGUGACCAUGUUCGAACGACAUUUGGUUCUGACAGUCAAAAGGAGGUCUCUGUAGAUAUUGGUCCCAUAAAACUGCGCAUGUACCAAGGGGACAUUACUCUGGCUGAUGUCGAUGCCAUCGUGAAUGGUACUGAUAUUGAGAUGGAUCUCAGUAAAGGAGAGGUGUCUAGAGCGAUCAUGUCUAAAUUAGGGGUAGAGCUUCAACGGCAGAUAGAUAUUCAAAAAAAAAACAUGCAUGAAUAUGGUUUGGCAGUUACUGCAAAUGGCGAUAAGUCAAAGUUGCCAUCAAAGUACAUCAUCCAUGUGAAUGUUGCUGGUGGAAAUUACAAAAAGAGCAUUAUGAGUGUCUUUCGAAAAGCAGAAGAAAUAGGCAUAAAAACCUUAGCUCUGCCAGCCCUAGGAACAGGGCAACAAAGCUUUUACCAGAGGAAAAUAGAGGACUUUGCUCAAGAGGUUUUUGAUGGACUAAACAAAUUGUCUUCAGUGAAGAAUUUAGCAGAAGUCCAUGUGAUUAUUUUUGAUCACCAACAAGCCAUACAGUUCAUCGUAGAAAUGGAAAAAUGUUUUGAGUCACAACAUAAGGGUUUGUUCACAGGAAUAAAGGAUACAGUUAAAUAUUAUGUAACCGGUACGAUUCAUUGUUCCACUGAGUAA